AUGCCUGUGAUGAAAGGAUUACUUGCGCCUCAGAACACGUUUCUAGACACCAUAGCCACACGGUUUGACGGCACACACAGCAACUUCAUCCUGGCUAAUGCCCAGGUGUCCAAGGCCCAAGGCUUCCCCAUCGUCUACUGUUCUGAUGGCUUCUGUGAGCUCACAGGCUUCUCCCGCGCUGAGGUCAUGCAGAAGAGCUGUGCCUGUAAGUUCCUGUAUGGCCCAGAGAGCAGCGAGACCAUCAUCCUCAGCAUCGACGACGCCCUGGAUGAACGGAAGGACUUCAAGGAAGAAAUCAUGUUCUACAAAAAGGCUGCGUCAUUGUUCUGGUGCCUGCUGGAAAUUGUCCCCAUUAAGAAUGAGAAGGGAGACGUGGUGCUCUUCCUGGCUUCAUUUAAAGACAUCACAGACAACAAGGCCAAGGCCAUCCCAAGAGGGCAAGAGAGAAGAAUGUGUUACCCUCUAUUUUUAGCCAAUCAGAAUGUGUUCCCCUCUACUUUCCUUCAAUCAGAAUGUGUAUCCCCUCUCCUUUCAUCCAAUCAGAAUGUGUUUGGGGACCCCCCUGCUCUGCCGGAGUACAAGGUGGCGGACGCCAAGAAGUCCAAGUUUAUCUUGCUUCACUUCAGCACCUUCAAGGCGGGUUGGGAUUGGCUGAUCCUGCUGGCCACCUUCUACGUUGCCGUGACAGUGCCCUACAACGUCUGCUUCAUCGGAGACGAUGACCUCACCAGGAGCACUACAGUCAGCGACAUCGCUGUGGAGAUACUCUUUAUUAUAGACAUUGUGUUCAGUUUCCGUACCACGUACGUGAGUAAGUCUGGUCAGGUGAUUUUCAGUGCACGGUUGAUCUGCAUCCACUACAUGACCACGUGGUUCAUCAUUGACCUGGUUGCCGCGCUGCCCUUUGACCUCCUCUACGCCUUCAAAGUCAGCGUGGUAUCAGUAGUCCACCUGUUGAAGACAGUGCGUCUGCUCCGGCUGCUGCGUCUGCUCCAGAAGAUGGACCGGUACUCCCAGCACAGCACUGUGGUGCUCACCCUGCUCAUGUCCAUGUUCGCCCUGCUGGCCCACUGGAUGGCCUGCAUCUGGUACGUCAUCGGCAAGAAGGAGAUGGAGGCCAACGCCUACUCCUGGGACAUCGGCUGGCUCCAUGAGUUGGGGAAGCGUCUAGAGUCUCCCUACGACCCCCUGGGGGAAGUGAACGGGACGGGGCUGAGCGGACCUUCUCUGAGGAGUGUCUACAUCGCUUCUCUCUACUUCACCCUGUCCAGUCUGACCAGCGUGGGCUUCGGCAACGUGUCGGCCAACACCGACGCUGAGAAGAUCUUCUCUAUCUGCACCAUGCUCAUCGGAGCGUUGAUGCACGCCCUGGUGUUUGGUAACGUGACGGCCAUUAUCCAGCGGAUGUACUCUCGCUGGUCCCAGUACCACACCCGCACCAAGGACCUGAAGGACUUCAUCCGAGUCCACCACCUGCCCCAGGGCCUCAAACAGCGCAUGCUGGAGUACUUCCAGACCACAUGGUCUGUCAACAACGGCAUCGACUCCAACGAGUUGUUGAAGGACUUCCCAGAUGAGCUGCGCUCUGACAUCACCAUGCACCUGAACAAGGAGAUAUUGGAGCUGUCUCUGUUUGCCUCGGCCAGCAGGGGGUGCCUGCGCUCCCUGUCCCUGCACAUCAAGACAACGUUCUGUGCCCCUGGGGAGUACCUGCUGCGCCAGGGGGACGCCCUGCAGGCCAUCUUCUUUGUCUGCUCUGGGUCCAUGGAGGUGCUGAAGGACGGCAUGGUGCUGGCUAUACUGGGUAAGGGUGACCUGAUCGGGGCCAACAUGUCUAUAGAUGACCGGGUGAUAAAGACCAAUGCAGAUGUGAAGGCCCUAACCUACUGUGACCUGCAGUGUAUCAACCUGAGUGGUCUGUAUGAGGUACUGGACCUCUACCCAGAGUACACCAGCCGCUUUGUCCAAGACAUCCAGCUGGACCUCACAUACAACCUGAGGGAGGGACACGAGUGCCAUGUCAUAUCCAGAUUGUCCACCAAACCAUUGGACACACAGACAGAGGGGAGAGGCAACGGACGAGUGAUCCAGUGCUAUCCAUCCAUCAUUGAGAACCAGGAGGAAGAGGAGGAGGAAGAUGAGUUGGCAUCUGUAUCUCCGGAAUUGGUGCGGAACAGCGUCCUGUACACCAGAGAGGUGUCUUCUGUGAAGUCUCCACCGGGUAGAGCCGGGAUGGCGAGAGAGUUGCACAGCGGCAGAGAAGUAACACACCAGAGCACUAGGAAACUGAGGAAGAAGAUCCAGAUCCGCCAGAAAGCUCUCACCACGCUAGACCCCUCCAACCUCAGCCCUAGGGUUGUGGACGGUACAGAGGAUACUGAAGGUACAGAGACCUCUCCACUGUUCUCCUUCUCUCCCAGUCGAGCCUGUCCAGUCAGCGGUCCAGGGAAUGCACCUGCCACAUUUACAGGUUCACACAACCACAACCCCCACCACCCCACCACCACAAUCAAAACCACCACAACCACAGCCAUCACCAUGACCACAAACAGCACCCCAACCACAACCAGCACCACAGCCACAGUUACCUGUCCAACAUUGUAA
Messenger RNA from Salvelinus sp. IW2-2015, 2604 nucleotides. NCBI's taxonomy places the organism in Eukaryota, Metazoa, Chordata, Actinopteri, Salmoniformes, Salmonidae. The record is from RefSeq and is a predicted model, not a curated record.